This is a messenger RNA of Anolis sagrei ordinatus, 1838 nucleotides long. Its product is annotated as succinate--CoA ligase [ADP-forming] subunit beta, mitochondrial-like. Lineage: Eukaryota; Metazoa; Chordata; Lepidosauria; Squamata; Anolidae. Gene Ontology annotation, cellular component: mitochondrion; succinate-CoA ligase complex. Gene Ontology annotation, biological process: tricarboxylic acid cycle; succinyl-CoA metabolic process. The record is from RefSeq and is a predicted model, not a curated record. Gene Ontology annotation, molecular function: ATP binding; succinate-CoA ligase (ADP-forming) activity.
GGGAGAUUGCAGAUAUCAAGGUAAUUAUGUGGAGGUGAUGGCAUCAUGAAGCCUUUGCCCUCCCUCGGCCAAUGGGAAGCCAGGCUCGGACAGUUGGAGAUGGAACUCUGCGGAACUGUUUUGUGAAAGGACAGUUGGGAGUUCUGCUGGAGAAGGGAAGUCGGAGACCGUGUCCCGCCAUGAUGUGCAGCCAGGUUGUGAGGGUGGCCAGGCUGAUGGUCAAGGGGAGUGGCCGGAGGAUCCUGAGCGCCACGGUCCAAGCUCUGGGGUCCAGCCGGGGAUUCUUUACCACCCGCGGACGGCCAGUGCUGCAGCAGCAGCUGCGAGAUCUGUCUCUGCACGAAUACUUGAGCAUGAAGCUCUUGAAGGAAGAGGGCAUCCCUGUCCCUUUCGGUUUGGUGGCCAGAACUCCCGAGGAGGCUUACACGGUGGCCAGAAAGAUUGGCACCGAUGACCUGGUGGUCAAGGCUCAGGUGCUGACCGGAGGCCGGCAGAAAGGGGUCUUUGAAGGGGGCCUGAAAGGAGGGGUGCAGAUGGUCUGCUCCCCAGAAGAAGCCAGGGCGGUGGCCUCCAAAAUGAUCGGGAAGCGGCUGUUCACUCAGCAGACGGGCGAGAAGGGCCGCAUCUGCAACCAGGUCUUCAUCUGCGAGCGCAAGUACCUCCGGCGGGAGUACUACUUUGCCAUCAGCAUGGAGCGGGCCUUCCAGGGCCCCGUCCUCAUCGGCAGCUCCCAAGGAGGGGUCCUCAUUGAGGACGUGGCUGCCGACAACCCCGGGGCCAUCAUCAAGCAGCCGGUGGACAUCAUGGAAGGCAUCACCGAGGAGCAGGCUGUGCGGCUGGCCCAGAAGAUGGGCUUCCCUGCCCACCUGGUGUACGAGGUGGCCGACAACAUGAUUAAGAUCUACAACUUCUUCAUCAAAUACGACGCCAUCUUGCUCGAAAUCAACCCGUUGGUGGAGGACUCCAUGGGGCAGGUGAUGUGCAUGGACGCCAAGAUCAUUUUCGACAGCAACUCGGCCUUUCGCCAGCAGAAGAUCUUCGAGCUGCAGGACUGGACCCAGCUGGACGAGCGAGACCGGGAAGCGGCCAAUGCGGAGCUGAACUACAUCGCUUUGGACGGCAACAUCGGCUGCCUGGUCAACGGGGCGGGCCUGGCCAUGGCCACCAUGGACAUCAUCAAGCUCCACGGAGGCACCCCGGCCAACUACCUCAACGUUGGAGGCAGCGCCACUGUAGAGCAAGUCACGGAGGCCUUCAAGCUCAUCACCUCCAACGAGAACGUCCAGGCCAUUCUGGUCAACAUCUUCGGGGGGCUGAUGAGGUGCGACGUCAUCGCGCACGGCAUCAUCAUGUCGGCCAAAGACCUGGACCUCAAAAUCCCCAUCGUGGUGCGGCUGCAAGGCACGCGGGUCAAGGACGCCAAGGACUUGAUUGCGGAGAGCGGCCUGAAGAUCCUUCCCUGCGAUGACCUGGACCAGGCGGCCAAAAUGGCCGUGAAGCUCUCCGAGAUCAUGGUCCUGGCCAAAGAGGCCCAGGUAGACGUCAAGUUUCAGUUGCCAUCUUGAUGGUGAUGCCCACCUCCUUCCUCUCUUUAUGCAGAAGCGAAAUCCUUCCCAAUAAACUAAUUGAAGAGCUUGUCAACAAAGAUCUAUUUCUUCCAAAUCACACAUUCAUGCUAAGUAGUAUUGCGUUUGUCUCCACAAUCAGCCUUCAAGCUGAUUGUGGAGACAAUCACAGAUAUAUAAACCCUUUUUCCCAGUUCCAACAGACCUCACUACCUCUGAGGAUGCUUGCCAUAGAUGCGGGCUAAACGUCAGGAGAGAAUGCCUCUAGAACAU